Staurois parvus is the source of this 419-nucleotide messenger RNA. The record is from the annotation of a GenBank genome assembly. Lineage: Eukaryota; Metazoa; Chordata; Amphibia; Anura; Ranidae.
GGGAGAGCGGAUAUAGUGAAUGCGGGGUCCGGGGAGAGCGGAUAUAGUGAAUGCGGGGUCCGGGGAGAGCGGAUAUAGUGAAUGCGGGGUCCGGGGAGAGCGGAUAUAGUGAAUGCGGGGUCCGGGGAGAGCGGAUAUAGUGAAUGCGGGUCCGGGGAGAGCGGAUAUAGUGAAUGCGGGGUCCGGGGGAGAGCGGAUAUAGUGAAUGCGGGUGAAUCCGGGGAGAGCGGAUAUAGUGAAUGCGGGUGAUAUAGUGUGAAUGCGGGGUCCGGGGAGAGCGCGGAUAUAGUGAAUGCAGGGUCCGGGGAGAGCGGAUAUAGUGAAUGCAGGGUCCGGGGAGAGCGGAUAUAGUGAAUGCAGGGUCCGGGGAGAGCGGAUAUAGUGAAUGCAGGGUCCGGGAGCGGAUAUAGUGAAUGCGG